This is a messenger RNA of Asterias rubens (European starfish), 3220 nucleotides long. Its product is annotated as cathepsin L1-like. NCBI's taxonomy places the organism in Eukaryota, Metazoa, Echinodermata, Asteroidea, Forcipulatida, Asteriidae. The transcript has 8 exons. Bases 190 to 1206 code for a protein of 338 amino acids. Gene Ontology annotation, molecular function: cysteine-type endopeptidase activity. Gene Ontology annotation, cellular component: lysosome. The record is from RefSeq and is a predicted model, not a curated record.
ACUUUCUGUCAACAGUAGAUAAACCACGCACACACAUUUUUGUAUAAAAAGGCCCGCACAAUUUGCAUACUCAUCAUUAAUAGUUGAACUUACUUGAUUGUGUCGAGACGUCUUUUUCCAGAUUAGUCUCCCCCGAAAGUGCCUGGUCGAAGUUUUAAACGAUUCCAAGAAAUCAACCAACAAGUGAAGAUGAUCCGAGCUUUAGUAGUCUGUGCCCUUGUUGUGGCUGCAUGCAGUUUACCGUUUGUAGAUAAAUUUGACAGAAGUUAUGAUGAAGAUUGGGAACUAUACAAGAAGGUUCACAAUAAGAAAUACACACUUCUAGGUGAAGAAGUGAAGAGACGUUCAGUAUGGGAAGCCAAUUUGGACAUCAUCAACAGACAUAAUCUCGAGCAUGAUUUGGGAAACCACACAUUCAGACUCGGCAUGAACGUCUAUGGUGACUUGACAAAUGAAGAGUUUGUCGCACGUAUGAAUGGUUUCAAACAACGUAAAGAUGCCCCACAGUCUCUCAGGACCUUUGUGGCACCAUACAUGAAAUUGCCCGACACUGUAGACUGGAGACAGAAGGGAUACGUUACUCCAGUCAAGAACCAGGAACAAUGUGGAUCGUGCUGGGCAUUCAGUGCUACUGGCUCCCUGGAAGGACAGAUGUUCAACAAGACAGGCGUCCUGCCAGAUCUUAGCGAGCAGAAUCUUGUAGACUGCUCUUACGUACAGGGAGAUGAUGGAUGCAAUGGUGGCCUCAUGGAUGAUGCCUUUAAGUACGUCAAGAAGAACGGUCUGGAUAAGGAGACUUGCUACCCUUACAAAGCUAAGGAUGAAAAUACAUGCUACUUCAAAGACACCGCAGACUGCAUUGCUGCUCAUUGCACAGGGUUUGUUGACAUUGAAGCUGGUAAUGAAAAACAAUUGAAGGCAGCUUCUGCCACCGUAGGACCAAUCUCAGUCGCUAUCGAUGCUAGCCACUCAUCAUUCCAACUUUACACUGAAGGUGUAUACUCUGAACCAGAAUGCAGUAGCUCAGAGCUUGAUCAUGGUGUAUUGGUCGUUGGGUAUGGAGUUGAUGCUGACAGCGGUAACGCCUACUGGCUCGUUAAGAACAGCUGGGGAGAGACAUGGGGAAUGAAUGGUUACAUCAAGAUGUCAAGGAAUGCCGACAACCAGUGCGGUAUUGCAACAUCGGCAAGCUACCCUUUGGUAUAAGAAUAGCUCAUCUUAUACAUAUCCCGCCCUGGUAUAGGAAUAGUCUGCUGUAAUGUAUUGCCCCACCAGCUGCAUUGGCCUAUCACUGCAUAUUCAUCAUAUGGGAAUGAUGUUUCAAGUUCCAUCAUACAUAGCUGUGUCACAGAAAAUAUAUUUAAAAAACAAUGUUUUGUGUCCAUCUUUGGAAGCCUUAGCCACUACCUUUCUUCUAAUGUAAUUUUUUGACUGGCAUUUAUAUUUAAAAACCUGCUCUUGAGAAAGUUAUCUUGUUACCUUCAAUGUCGCUCUUGUAUCCAGUUUGAUUGAGCGCUAUGAACUCUGUCACACAACAAGUUCAUUGCAAUUUUAGGGCUUUUUGAUACUGUUGAUUCUCUAGUUCACCGCUACUCGUCCAAGUAUUCUUGAUGUCUAUGCAAAGUGGUGAAUAUUUCACCUAGAGCCUGUACUUUUGUUAAAUUGUAUAGAUUUGUUCAAGUUAUCACACUGCUGCCAUGGUUGUCUUGUGCCCUGUGUGCAACAGGGACCUGACCGUCUUGGUGAUUGAAGUGCAAGUCGGCAGUUGUGGCUACGGCUACGACUGUUGCUAAAAGCUGGUGCUAUGGUCCUUCUAUGUUUCAUCAUUUGUUCAUGUGACACUCAAGUCGUAGCCGCUCAUCUGGAUAUGGCUUACACUAUGAAAUUGUAUUUUCCCAGCAGCAGCAGUCAUGUUCUCUUCAAAUUAUUCACUCUAUGUACAUGAUUGUACAAAUUUGUGUGAAUGAGAUUUGAAAUGGGCUGUUUAACAAUCUCUAGAAAUGAUGUAGUUUUGUAGUGGCAAUCUUGUCCACAGGCUAAAUACAGUUUUCUGCAAGUUGCUGCCACUCCUGUUCUUUUUUUAUUUGAUUUUUUUUUAAAUUAAUGUCAAAUGUAUUGUAGAGGCAAUGGGUGAACAGGAAGAAUUUGUGAAGUAACUCUUUCCUAACACCAACUUAAUAAGUAUAAACACCAACCGUUUUAUUAGAACACUGAUGGGUUUUUUCAUCUUAGGCAAGGCACAAUGAUAUUCAUCUAAUUGUGGAUAUUUUUACAAAAAAUAACAUUUUAUCAUUGACGUGUUUUUCAUUAUCUUAUUAGUAGUGGAAAUUAUGUUUAUCAGUUUCUCGUCUUUCUUCAUAUUUUUUUGCGCUCAAGAAGGCUACCCUCCCCAGAGUUUUCUAUAUUUUCAUUUUUCAGAUGAUUGUAAAAAAUGUAAGAUUUUGUCCUUUAACUUGGUGGAAGAUUAAACUAAAUUUUGUUAGUAGAUCAUAGAUGAAGCCUAACCUUUUAAAUUGAUUUUUUUAGGAUUUAGAUUUUCUUUUUUAAUUUUUGUUCCCAGUAUUAAUAUUUUUGAUAUUUGCAAGUUUCAGUAACUUGGCGCAAAAACCUCAGUCCUUAAAAACUUAAUACCAGUAGAUUGCCGUAGAUGUAAAAUGCAAUGACGUCAAUUGCCGCCAUCUUUAAAAGAUGACGAAACAAGGAGUAGCCAAUGAGCAGCCCAUAAUUAUGACAUUCACGUGAGGGCGCCCUACUCAAAUGAAGUCACAAUAAUGCACAAGGUAUGAUGAUGCAACGAACUUCUUAGUUAAUUUCGAAGUGUCGACUUGUAACUUAUUUGAAUGUGAAGAAAAACACCUUAUUUCACGUUUGAUUUGAAGGCAGUAAAAAUGCACAUGUUAUUUGUGGUAAAUUUAUGCCUUAUCGCACUAGAAGGAACUUCACAAAGGAAAGGUGAAGGCGGCUCUCUGCUAUUCGUAGGGCAUACUCAGCAAAAUAGUUCAAAGUUUCAAGUUUUAAUCAAUUUUUUGUUACACUCGGUUGUCUGCGCCGUCGAAUAUUGUGUGGAAUAAAUCAGUACUCGGCUCAACACGAUGAGGAAAUAAAUUAUCAGGAAGAGCCAUGCCACAUACUUCAAUCUGCUUAGAUAAUAAUGAAAAUGUAAAUUUAUGUAGUUUGAUUAUACUUGCUACAAAUAAAUCGAAUGAAAUAUUCAAAUCGA